AUGAAUAUUAUAAAUGAUGAUGACAUUGAAAAUUUCCUGCUUGAUAUUCUUAGUGAUGGUGAAAGUUUCUCUGGUGUUUCUGAAUUAGAUGAUAGUGAUAAUGAUAAAACAUAUACUCCAAGUAACACUAUAUUACAUGACAUAUCAGCUAGUUCAAGUGAUUCAAAUGAUGAGGAGCAUUAUCAUAAUCAAUUACUUACACCCCCAGCUAACCCUAGAACCUCUAGAUCUUCUAAAACAAUUAGUAAGCCAAUCCAACAAGCAGUACCAUCAUUUGAACCUCCAUAUACACCUCCUUUAUGGGGAAAAUCAGAAUUAAUGCCUCCAGUUGAAUURUUUUCUGACGAUUUGCCUUGUGGACCAGCUGAAAUUUUUGAAGAGCUUGAAGAUAAAUCACCAUAUAAUAUAUUUUGCCAAAUAUUUGAUAAAAACUUGAUUGAUCACAUAGUUUUCCAAACUAAUCUUUAUGCUACUCAGAUAGGAAAGCCAUUUACACCUAUUUAUGAUGGUGGAAUUAGAGUUUUUAUUGGAUUAAAUAUGUGCAUGAGUGUUAAACGUCUUCCAAGCUAUCKGGACUAUUGGUCUAGUGCACCAGAUUUGCACGAUGAAUAUAUAUCAAGUAUGAUGAGUGUAAAAAAAUUUAGUUGGCUUCUAUCACACAUCCAUUUCAAUGAUAAUCAACUUCUACCAAAACGAGGGGAAGCCAACUAUGACAAAUUAUAUAAAAUUCGGCCAUUAUUGGAUUAUAUUGGUCAAAACUUUUUAAAUUCAUAUAGACCUCACAGGGAUGUCGCUGUUGAUAAAGCCAUGGUAAAAUUCAAGGGUCGAAGCUCACUGAAGCAGUAUAUGAAAGAUAAACCAGUAAAAAGAGGUUACAAGGUGUGGAUGUUAUGUGAUAGUUCUGGGUACAAUUUAAAAUUUGAAGUGUAUACAGGUAAAAAAGAAGGGACAGUUGAAGCUGGUCUAGGGGGUAGGGUAGUACUUGAUUUAUGUAAGGAAUUGGAAAAUAAAAACCAUGUUGUUUAUAUGGACAWYUUUUUUUCAAGUAAUAUACUUUUUGAMAAUCUGUUGACUAAAAAAAUAUAUGCUUGUGGAACUGUUAGAGCUAAUCGAAAAUUUCUUCCAACACUUGAAAGCGACAACCAGUUGCAAAGAGGUGAAUAUGAUUGGACAACAAGCAAUAAGGAAUUGGCUUUUUAUAAAUGGAAGGAUCGAAAAGCAGUUCAUAUAUUAUCUUCUCUUCACUCACCAGAUGACAAAGUAUUUGUCAACAGGAAAGAAAAAGAUGGGAGUACUUCUAAAGUUCCAUGUCCUUUAGCAUUGAAGGAUUAUAAUUCAAAUAUGAACUUUGUUGACAAUUUUGACCGUCUAAAAAAAGAUUACCAGUGURAUAGAAAAAGUCAUAAGUGGUACAUGAGACUGUUUUUCCAUUUUAUUGAUUGCUGUGUUGUCAAUUCAUUUAUUAUUUACAAAGAAUUGGAUACAGAUGGUAAAAAAUUAACUAAUAAAGAUUUUCGUAGAGAAGUUUACACAGGUUUAUUAUCUAAAAAAUUAGUUUAUUUGCAAUCCCCAUCCAUAGUGAAAAAAAGAACUAAAUCAAAUACUGAAAUCUGUAACCAUAAACCACAUGUAUCAAAACAUUUGAGACUGACUGAAUCUAAGCAUCAACCAUCUCAAUGCAGUAGUAGAAGGUGUGCGAUGUGUUCAACCAAAAAAAAACCACAAAGAACAAAAUGGAUUUGUUCUACUUGUAAAGUUCCUUUGUGUAUCAAGAAUGGAAAAACUUGCUUUCAAGAUUAUCAUACAAAAUAA
Diuraphis noxia (Russian wheat aphid) is the source of this 1812-nucleotide messenger RNA. RefSeq names its product piggyBac transposable element-derived protein 4-like. Lineage: Eukaryota; Metazoa; Arthropoda; Insecta; Hemiptera; Aphididae. The record is from RefSeq and is a predicted model, not a curated record.